Brassica oleracea var. oleracea is the source of this 1364-nucleotide messenger RNA. Its product is annotated as alanine--tRNA ligase. Gene Ontology annotation, biological process: alanyl-tRNA aminoacylation; tRNA modification. NCBI's taxonomy places the organism in Eukaryota, Viridiplantae, Streptophyta, Magnoliopsida, Brassicales, Brassicaceae. The record is from RefSeq and is a predicted model, not a curated record. Gene Ontology annotation, molecular function: amino acid binding; aminoacyl-tRNA deacylase activity; nucleic acid binding. Gene Ontology annotation, cellular component: chloroplast; mitochondrion; cytoplasm.
GAUGUUGAUGGCUUCAACAAAGCCAUGGAAGAGGCGAGGGAAAGAUCUAGAAGUGCCCAGAAUAAGCAAGCUGGUGGUUCCAUAGUUAUGGAUGCUGAUGCUACAUCAAAAUUGCACAAGGCUGGUGUGUUAGCAACAGAUGACUCUUUUAAAUACACUUGGUUCAAGGAUCACGAGAGUGAAGUAAAGGCUAUCUACACUGGCUCUGCUUUUCUGGAAAGUUCAGCUGCUGGCGAUAACGUUGGACUAGUUUUGACGUCGUCUAGUUUCUAUGCUGAGCAGGGUGGUCAGAUUUUCGAUACAGGACUUAUUGAAGGCUCGUUUGGUACAUUCAACGUAUGUAAUGUCCAAAUAUUUGGAGGCUUUGUUCUUCAUAUUGGUUAUCUCUCAAAAGAAACUGGAGUUGUAUCUGUGGGAGAUAAAGUGACUUGCAAGGUUGACUAUGAGAGGCGUAAGCUCAUCGCUCCUAACCAUACUUGUACACAUAUGUUGAAUUUUGCACUGAAGGAAGUGCUCGGGGAUCAUAUUGAUCAGAAGGGAUCAAUAGUUCUUCCUGAAAAACUGCGUUUUGAUUUUUCUCACUGCAGGCCGGUUGAUCCUGAAGAUUUAAGAAAGAUCGAAGCCAUAGUGAAUAAACAGAUCAAGGAUGAACUGGAUGUAUUUUCCAAGGAAUCAGUGCUUUCUGAAGCCAAGCGAAUCAAAGGUCUAAGAGCAGUGUUUGGUGAAGUCUACCCUGAUCCUGUUAGAGUGGUGUCGAUUGGGAGACGGGUCGAGGACCUCUUGGCUGAUCCCGAAAACGAUGAGUGGUCAUCACUUUCUUCUGAGUUUUGUGGAGGAACCCACAUAAUAAACACCCGUGAAGCAAAAGCUUUUGCUCUUCUAUCAGAAGAGGGAAUUGCUAAAGGUAUUCGUAGGGUAACUGCUGUGACUACCGAAUGUGCUUUUGAUGCAUUGAACGUGGCGUCCUCACUUGAAAAAGAAGUCGAGGAUGCAUCCAAAGCGGAGGGGAGUGCAUUGGAAAAGAAAGUUGCUGCUUUGAAAAGCCGGGUAGACUCGGCAAUUAUGCCAGCGGCCAAAAAGGCAGAUAUAAGGGCCAAGAUUGCUCUGCUUCAGAAUGAAGUGAGGAAAGCUCAAAAGAAAAUAGCAGAGCAGAACCUGAAGAUAUCUGUGAAAGUAGCAACAGAGGCAGCAGAGUCUGCAGCAUCUGAUGGGAAGACAUUCUGCAUUAUCCAGCUUGAUGUAGGUCUUGAUGCAGCUGCCGUGCGAGAAGCUGUCUCGAAAGUUAUGGAAAAGAAGGGAAUGUCGAUAAUGGUGUUCAGCACAGAUGAAACGACCAACAAGGCGGUUGUGUGUGCAGGAGUUCC